Molecule: messenger RNA, 276 nt
Organism: Blepharisma stoltei
Lineage: Eukaryota; Ciliophora; Heterotrichea; Heterotrichida; Blepharismidae
Source: the annotation of a GenBank genome assembly
AUGGAAAUGGAUUUGGAAAAUUCAUGCAAUCUUGAAUCCAGCAUCAUUAUAAAUGGUAAAAAGCUGAGAACGAUAGAAAUUGACACUGAGAUUAAGGUCAACUACCAAACAAAACAAGAAAUGGUUAGCUUAAUCAAUUGAACAUUAAAACAAAUUACAGAGCAGAAAGAACUCCAAAUCUUAAACGCAAGCCAAAAGAUUACUAAAAUAAAGAAUGAUUUAAGUUCCUAUAUCCAAAAAUCAACGCCCUUUCAAAUGAAUGUGCCAAUCUAUUAA